This is a messenger RNA of Colletotrichum karsti, 4056 nucleotides long. RefSeq names its product beta-galactosidase b. The transcript has 12 exons. Gene Ontology annotation, molecular function: beta-galactosidase activity. The record is from RefSeq and is a predicted model, not a curated record. Gene Ontology annotation, cellular component: vacuole. Lineage: Eukaryota; Fungi; Ascomycota; Sordariomycetes; Glomerellales; Glomerellaceae. Gene Ontology annotation, biological process: carbohydrate metabolic process. Bases 1 to 4056 code for a protein of 1351 amino acids.
AUGAAGAGCUUCGGUACUCUCGUUCUCGCCGCGACCGCGGUGUCCGCCGCCGCGAUCAACAAGCCCAUCGAGCAGCGCAGCACCGGCGCCGACCUCGUCUUCGACGGCAAGGUCAUCAACUCGGCGGCCUGGGACGUCUUCAAGACCUCCGAGGUCCAGGUCGCCACCGGCACCGACGGCCUGGCCGCGCGCCAGGAGGCCGAGCCCGACCCGAACCGCAACGAGACCAACCCCGACCUCGUCUUCCUGCUCCAGUGCACCGACUCUGGUUUCCGUGGGGACUGCCUCGUCUUUGGCGCUCCUCCUGGAUCUUGCGUUUCGUUCUUCAACUUCCAGGCUGCCAACUCGACCGAGGUCAGCGACCGGUUCAACGACAAGGUCACCUCUUUGUCUACCAACACGGGCGGAAAGUGCCAGUUCUACAAGUUCCAGGGCUGCAACAACAAGGGCGACGACCGCGGCCUCACCUCCUCUUACAACUACAACCUGGCCGUCCCUCUGCCCGACGACCCUCGUACUGUCGAGUACGACAACCAGAUCACCUCUUGGAGGACCGUGCUCGGCCAGAUCACGCUGACCCCUUCCACGAUCGACCGAACACGAAGUCCAACAGUCACCAAGACGGUCACACAGUUCGUGACAAGCAUAACGACUUCGAUUUCCACCACGGCAACAACUACAACAGUGACUGCCCCGGUCACCGUCCGCGAGACCACGACCACGACCACAACCGCCGUAGCGACCAAGAUUGCGACCACUACGCAAACGACCACUCAGACGACCACCGCUCCGUGCUCAUCCGUCACUUGCCCCAAGAUCACCUCCACGGGGACCAUCUGCAAGAGCUGCUUCGUCGCCCAAUGCACGACCACGUCGACGGUCACCAAGUCGUGCGGCUGCCCGGGCGCUCUGCCGACGACGACUGUGGAUCUCGGAUGUGAUGUGGACGACGUUUUCAGGUUUAUCACGAUGAGAUUCGGAUUGAAGGCCGGCGGCCUUUUGUGGCUCGCGGCUUCGCUGCUUUCCGGGUCGCGUGGUGUUCUGGCUCAGGAGGAUGUUGACUGGCCGAUCCUUGACAAUGGCCUCAACGAGAUCGUCCAAUGGGACCACCACAGCUACAUUGUGAAUGGCGAGAGACUCUUCGUAUUCUCUGGUGAAUUCCACUACUGGCGUCUUCCAGUCCCCGAGUUAUGGAGAGACCUCCUUGAGAAGAUCAAGGCUGCUGGCUUCAAUGCCUUCUCCAUCUACAACCAUUGGGGUUACCACAACCCCACGCCGGGCGUCUUGGACUUUGACACCGGUGCUCACAACUUCACCUCCAUCAUGACCGUCGCCAAGGAGGUCGGCAUCUACCUCAUCAUCAGACCUGGCCCAUACGUCAACGCUGAGACCAACGCUGGAGGCUUCCCGCUGUGGGCAACCACGGGCGAGUACGGUUCUUUGAGAAAUGACGACGCGAGGUACACCGAGGCAUGGACUCCCUACUGGGCUGAGAUCUCCAAGAUCAUCAAGCCGCAUUUGAUCACAAACGGCGGAAACGUCGUCAUGUUCCAGAUCGAGAACGAGCUCAACGGGCAAUGGAAGGAUAUCCCCAACAGAGUCCUCAACCCACCCAUCGCCAACUACAUGCAACUGCUCCAGGACAGCGCGAGAGAGAACGGCAUCGAUGUGCCUCUGUCGCACAAUGCCCCCAACAUGCGUGGCUACUCAUGGUCUAAGGACUUCUCUGACGCGACUGGAAACGUCGACGUUGUCGGUGUGGACAGCUACCCGUCUUGCUGGAGCUGCAACUUGAGCGAAUGCACGGGAACCAACGGAGAGUACAUUCCCUACUUGACCCAGAACUACUUCGACUACUUCACGGUCCAAUCGCCGUCUCAGCCCAACUUCAUGCCCGAGUUCCAGGGUGGCUCGUACAACCCAUGGGGAGGACCGGAGGGCGGCUGUCCCACAGAUAUUGGUGUUGACUUCGCAAAUAUCUUCUACCGCGAUCUGAUCUACCAGAGAGUCACCGCCAUCUCGCUGUACAUGAUGUUCGGCGGCACCAACUGGGGAUGGCUUGCUUGCCCUGUCGUGGCAUCAAGCUACGACUACUCGUCCCCGGUCUCCGAGAACAGAAUCAUUGGGGAUAAGUUCUACGAAACCAAGCUCCUUACUCUGUUCACCAGAGCUGCCAAGGACCUGACGAAGACGGAGAGAGUCGGAAACAGCACGUCCUACUCUAGCAACCCUGCAAUCACCGUUGCAGAGCUUCGCAAUGUCGACAACAACGCCGCCUUCUACGUCGCUCGCCACUCCUACUCCCCGUCGAACACAAACGAGGCCUUCAAGCUUUCCGUCAAGACUUCCGCAGGUUCUUUCGCCAUCCCCCAGCACGGCAGCUCCAUCGCCAUCAACGGCCAUUCUGCCAAGAUCAUUGUCACCGAUUUCGCCUUCGGUGAGAAGACCCUUCUGUACUCGACCGCCGAAGUCCUCAGUUACAUCGUCGUUGAUGGCAGUGAGGUCAUCGCUCUUUGGCUACCGGAGGGCGAGUCUGGCGAGUUCGUGGUCAGCGGAUCUACCACCGCCGAAGUAGUCGGAGAGGGCAACGUCGGCGACUUCAAGACCUUCGCAGGAGAGACCAACGUGACUGUUGCGUACACCCAGAAGAAGGGAACCACCAUCGUCGACCUCGGAGACGGUUCGCGCGCUGUCUUGCUCGACCGCAGCGCCGCCUAUCUUUUCUGGGUUCCCACUUUGGACAACGACGUUUCCGCUCCCGCAAACAAGACGGUCUUUGUUCAGGGGCCCUACCUGGUGCGCUCGGCUGCUUUCAACGAGACGGGCCGCAGCUUGGCUUUGGCCGGUGACGCCGACAAGGAGACGACCAUCACCGUCUUUGCCUCCGAGUCGCUUUGCGGCAUCACCUGGAACGGCAAGAAGGUUGAGAUCACCUCGAGAGAGGGCAACGUCUUCACGGCCAAGAUCGAAGGCCCUGCCAGCUUCGAGCUCCCUGCCCUCGGCCCGUGGAAGGUCCACGACAGCUUGCCCGAGAUUGCCACCGACUACGAGCCUACUUCAGACUCUUGGGUUGUUGCCGACAAGACAAACACCUCCAACACCGUCAAGCCAGCCUCCAACAACCCCGUUCUCUACGUCGACGAGUAUGAAAUUCACGUCGGAAACCAUAUCUACCGCACCACUUUCCCCACCACGGAGAACCCUCCCACCGGUGUCUUCCUCAACCUCACCGGCGGCCUCGCCUUCGGCUACUCCGUCUGGCUGAACUCGGAAUACAUCGGCUCUUACCUCGGCCUCUCCUAUCUCGGCGCCGACGCGAGCGAAUUCUCCUUCGAGAACGCCACCCUCGCCACGGAAGGCGACAACAUCCUCGUCGUCAUCAUGGACAACUCCGGCCACGACCUGCGCGAAGCGGCCCUCGCCCCCCGCGGCAUCACCAACGCCACCCUCCUCGGCCCCGACGCCUCCACCUACAAAUUCUCCGAAUGGAAGAUCGCCGGCACGGCAGGCCGCAACGACCUCAUCGACCCCGUCCGCGGCCCCAUCAACGAGGGCGGCCUCUACGCCGAGCGCAUCGGCGCCACCCUCCCCGGCUUCCCCGACGAGGACUGGGAGACGCUCGCCUCCUCCAACGAGACCCUCUCCGUGCCCGACGCCGGCAUCCGCGUCUUCCGCACCGUCGUGCCCCUCGACGUGCCCGCCGGCCUCGACGUCUCCAUCUCCUUCAAGCUCACCGCGGCCGCGGAGGACACCUUCGCCUCCACGCAGGAGGGCUACAGCAACCAGCUCCGCGCGCUGCUCUUCGUCAACGGGUACCAGUACGGCCGCUUCAACCCGUACAUCGGCAACCAGAUCUACUACCCCGUCCCGACGGGCAUCCUCAACUACAACGGCGACAACACGAUCGCCGUCACGGUGUGGAGUCAGUCGCCCGAGGGCGCGGAGCUGAAGAUCGAGUGGCUGACGGACUACGUUCACACGUCGAGCUUCGACAUGACGUUUGACAGCGAGGAGCUGAGGCCUGGAUGGGAUGAGAGCCGUCUCCAGUAUGCUUGA